CUCCUUCAGCGCCUCCGCCGCCAGCACCUCCACCACCAGUGCCAUAGUGACGAGGUGUGGCAAUGUUAGCCUCGUGGAAGCGACAGUGGUGUCAGUAAUAAUUCAUAUUUGUAUUGCCAGCGGCGAGACCCGGAGGUAAGGGUGCGCGGGGAGGGGUGAGGAAGCAGACCUCACCACGCACAGCAGACGACACUCCGCCUCCGUCGCCACCUCCAGCACCACCACCAUGCUCGCCUCCGCCAGGAUGUCUCUACCCUGCACCAGCCUUAGGCUUCAUGCCAGGGCUGUUUCAACUAUUGUAAAAGAUCUCCAGAUUACCGACUUCUCUGUGGAGAAUGAGCCAGUUAUGGGUUACCUACCAGGUAGCCGUGAACGCACUGAACUUGAGGCUGCCAUUGCUAAACACGAGUCCCAGGUAGCAGAAGUGCCCAUCAUGAUUGGAGACCAGGAGUACCGCACAGAUCUAGUCCAGCACCAAGUGAUGCCCCAUAAGCAUUCCCACAAAUUAGCCAAGUUCUACUAUGCAACAUCAGAGCUUGUACAGAAAGCCAUCGACACAGCAAUGGCAGCAAGAGUUAACUGGGAGCGCAUUCCUCUGAAUGAAAAGUUUGACAUGUGGCUUAAGGCAGCAGAUCUAAUGGCAGGAAAGUACCGACAAGACCUUAAUGCUUCAACCAUGUUGGGUCAGAGCAAGACAGUUAUCCAAGCUGAGAUUGAUUCUGCAGCUGAGCUUAUUGACUUCUUUAGAUUUAAUGCAUUGUAUGCCAAAGAAGGAACUAAAUGGCAACCUCGCAGCCCUGAACCAAAUGUAACUGUUAACAAACUUAGACUACGAGGAAUGGAAGGAUUCAUUGCAGCAGUCUCUCCUUUCAAUUUCACCGCUAUAGGAGGCAACUUAGCAUACACGCCUGCAAUGAUGGGUAAUGUUGUUUUAUGGAAACCUUCCGACACUGCCAUACUGAGCAACUUCACAAUCUAUAAGAUAAUGCGAGAAGCCGGUGUACCUGGAGGUGUUGUGAGUUUUAUUCCAGCUGACGGGCCAGUCUUUGGAGAUGGAGUAACCAGCUCCCCUCAUUUGGCAGCCAUUAAUUUCACCGGAUCAGUACCAACCUUCCAGCGACUGUGGUCUCAGGUUGGAAGUAAUUUGCAGAAUUACAAAAGUUUUCCCCGCCUGGUGGGGGAAUGUGGUGGCAAAAACUACCACCUGGUGCAUCCCUCUGCGGAUGUUACCUCCGUUGUUAAUGGCACUAUACGAUCAGCUUUUGAGUAUUGUGGGCAGAAGUGCUCGGCCUGUUCACGUGCCUACUUCCCGAUAUCACUGUGGCCAGAGAUCAAAGAAAAACUGUUGGCUGUUCAAAAGGAGCUGAAGGUUGGUGAUGUCAGAGAAUUUGACUCCUUCAUGUCAGCUGUGAUUGAUGCGAAAGCCUUUAAACGCAUCAGCAGUUACAUUGAACAUGCCAAGACUUCUGCCAACACUUCAAUUAUUGCAGGAGGAAAAUAUGAUGACAGUGUUGGUUACUUUGUGGAGCCAACAAUUGUGCAGACAACAGAUCCCCUUGACCGCAUCAUGACUGAAGAGAUCUUUGGACCCAUCCUAACAGUUUACGUGUAUCCUGAUGACCAAAUAGAUGACGUUAUCAAUCUUGUCAACACAUCAACCCCAUAUGCUCUGACUGGAGCAAUAUUUGCUAAUGAUGAGGCAUGGUUGGCAAAAGCAACAGAGGCAUUAAAAGAUUCUGCGGGUAACUUUUAUAUCAACGACAAAUCAACUGGAUCAGUAGUAGCACAGCAACCCUUUGGAGGAGCACGUAUGUCAGGAACAAAUGAUAAGGCUGGAGGUUUGCAGUAUGCUCUCAAGUGGACUUCCCCUCAAUCCGUCAAGCAGACCUUCGUUCCGCUGACUAACAUAAAAUAUCCAUAUAUGGGUUAAUUCAUGUGUAGCAGUUGUGGAUGAUGGGAGGCUGAUCACUAUAUCUUGUCCCUCCACAUUUUGUGCACCCUUAGUCCAUAUUAGACUCGGUAGAAUACCUGUUGUCCAGUAUGAAGAAAAUUACAGUCGUUUUGGAGGAUAAUUCAGUAAUACAAUAUUUGCUGCUGCUGACUUGUAAUUUUAUUUUUAGAGUUUCUGCCAGUAAAUCUUGUACUUAACACUAGCAUCCUUCCUUCCCCAGAAAAAUCAUAAAUGGAUGAUUGAACAAGAUGACUUGUAUAGAUUUACAGACACUAAGGCAAUGUUUGCAAAUGUUUUUAGUAUUAUUAUAACAACAUUCUAUGUAUUGUUACUUUAAGAUACAUAUUUUUAUGUAUUUAAAGAAACUUUCCACUUGAUUUAAAACCAUUUAACUUAAAAAUAUUGAAACAAUUUGCAUCCUAAUGCUAAGAAUUUUGCUGCUCCCAAUUUUGAAUAACUGGUUCGGUAUUCUACCGAAUAAUAUGCAAAUUUCCUGACUUGUCUUAAUACCCUUGAUGUUUUCAACCUCUAAACAAAGGUAUGGAAAGGUGCAGCGUCAUGGAAGAAUAUAUAUUUACGAUGUUUUGUUCACGCAGGAGUCGUUGCAGGACAAAACAAACUGAGCAUAAUUAAAACUUCAAAACUAGUAAAGAAACAAAACCUGCAUUUAGAAGCAGAGUUAGUGUAGAACUGCCUCUUUGUUAUACUGUAAUGUGAUUACCUACUAAGGUCACAGUGAUCCCAAGCAAAAUGAUUUGUUAUAGGAGAUGUAUAAUAGUAUGUGAAGCACUAGCAGAAUGGGAUAUCAAAUUAGAGCCUGAAGCAAUAGUCAAAUGGUGAAAACAAUGAUUUGUUUUAUUGUUUUGCAGGUUUAUCCCCCACUCAACCUGACAUAUCUGCAUAGAAAAAAACUUCACUAGAUGCACUAUGCCAAUUACAAUAGGUUCAUGAAAUGUUUAUAAAUAAACAAAUUGUGGCAGGAGUAACAUUUCAGCUAUUUUUACAAAUGUGAGGCUACAUGUGGUCAGUUUUUACUUUACACAUCAUACAGUAAUUGUUAUGUAAAUACAGUUGUAUUUUACAACUGUACAUGUCUGUCUGUGUACAUGUUUAAAGGUACAAAUGCAUUUACUGAACUAAUUUGUAUUCAAAGAAUUGUGAUCAUGCUGGUACAUAAGCAAGCACUUUGAGCAUUAAUUUAUUCAAUUCUCUAGAAUACUGCACAAUGAUAGCUUAAGACCUUUUGUACCAUUUAUAUUUUAAGAUAAAUUAUGUUAUUUGUGGAUAAGCUUAGAAAAUGCACUAUAAUUCUAGGCAUAUUUUAUGGUCAUUCCAUAAACUGUAGACAGGGAGCAGAGUACAGUAAUUAAGGAACAUGACCUUUAAGAACUUUCAGGGGGUAUUGUUAAGCAUCUCAUUGUUAACUCGAUAGCAAAGUUGUUGGUUAGAGAAUUGACCGAUUAAUUUUGGUGUGAUCACCUUUGCCAUCUGACAACUUGAAAUAUCAUUCCUUGAUCUUCCAUGAUAUUAUGCCUUAUGUGAUAGCACACAAACACAAUUUCCAAUGAUUACAGAAUAUCACUUGAAUCAAAUUAGUCUUAAUUGUACGAGCAAAGUAGAUUGCUUCUGCGAUUUUAAGAAUUUAUUUAAUUCAAUAACUUUGACAAUAUUACAAUAAUGUUUAUAAAUAAUACUGUAUAUAUGAUACUCUAUACAUGAAAACUAUAUUGGAAUUCAGAUGGUGAAAGUUUAUUUUAUCAAUGUUAGACAAGAUUGUAGCCUAUAUCUGUGACAUGGCAUAAACACUUUUAGAACUUAAAUAACUACUUCUGUAAAAAUAAAUGGAGAGUUAUUUUAUGCUCACCACAGUUAGUCUUUCAUUGUAUAACCCAAACUCUUUGGAAAUUGUUAACGAGUGCCCAAACUCUUUGGAAAUUGUUAAUGAGUGCAGCUACCUAAAUAAUCACACAAAUUUAUUUUCUCUACACAUACUGACCAUGCAAGAUAAACAUGGAUGACAGCAGCUCAUUUAUUACUGCUGCUACUGUGAAAACUGAGCCACACAAAUGGCAUUAGUUUUGAAUACUUUAUUUCCCAAGGUGUAAAAAAAUGUUUUCAAUAAAAUUAAUGUUGA
This is a messenger RNA of Procambarus clarkii (red swamp crayfish), 4085 nucleotides long. It is a transcript of the gene P5CDh1, whose product is annotated as delta-1-Pyrroline-5-carboxylate dehydrogenase 1. Gene Ontology annotation, cellular component: mitochondrial matrix. Lineage: Eukaryota; Metazoa; Arthropoda; Malacostraca; Decapoda; Cambaridae. Gene Ontology annotation, molecular function: L-glutamate gamma-semialdehyde dehydrogenase (NAD+) activity. The record is from RefSeq and is a predicted model, not a curated record.